AUGAAACUGCUCCUGCUCUUCCUGCUCUGUGUUCCCUUUGUUAAAUCCCAGAGCGCUGCUGACUAUGAUGAGGAGGACACCAGCCCUCAGGUCGGGAUUCGAAGCCACCGACCCCUGGACAAAAGGCGGGAAGUGUUCCCCACCCUCCGACCCGUGGCACCUCCCAUCAGCGGAGGGGGCUACCAUCCCCGGCCUUCAAAGCGGGUGAAACCAGAUGACAAGAAAGAGCGUAUCAUCUACCCCGACGCUGGUGGCUGCAAGCAUCCUCUAGAGGAGCUGGGAGUGCUGUGUCCAACUGGAUGUGAGCUGCAAACGACACUGGUAAAACAGGAAAAAAAUGUGAAAUCUGUUGUUCGUGAUCUAAAGGACAAAGUGAGCAGACUCUCUGAAACCUCUACGACUUUCUAUGAAUACGUGACUGUUAUAGACAAUAAGUUGACAAAGAGGCAAAAACAAAGAAAAGACAAUGAUAAUGUACUUUCUCAGUACAGAACAGAAGUGGAAUUGCAUUAUAAUUAUAUAAAGGAUAAUGUGGACAAUAACAUCCCAUCUAACCUCAGGGUCCUCCGGGCAGUUGUGGAUUCUUUACACAAAAAGAUACAGAAACUGGAAAAUGCCAUUGCAACCCAGGUGGACUACUGCCGUUCCCCAUGUACUGUUUCCUGUAACAUUCCAGUGGUUUCAGGCAAAGAAUGUGAGGAUAUUUACAGGAAGGGAGGCGAGGUAUCCGAAAUGUACCUCAUCCAGCCAGAUCCUUCCGUCAAUCCAUACAGAGUAUACUGUGACAUGAAAACGGAUAAUGGAGGCUGGACUUUGAUUCAGAACCGCCAGGACGGCAGUGUUAAUUUCGGAAGAGUAUGGGAUCAAUAUAAGAAAGGAUUUGGAAAUAUUGCAAAGAGCGGAGGGAAGAACUACUGUGAUACACCAGGUGAAUAUUGGCUUGGAAAUGACAAGAUCAGCCAGCUUACCAAAAUAGGGCCCACUGAAGUUUUAAUUGAAAUGGAGGACUGGAAUGGCGAUAAAGUAUCAGCUCAUUAUGGAGGUUUCACCAUUCAGAAUGAAGGAAAUAAGUAUCAGCUUUCAGUUAGUAAAUACAAUGGCAAUGCGGGCAAUGCGCUAAUGGAAGGAGCUUCACAGUUGCACGGAGAAAACAGGACCAUGACAAUUCACAACGGCAUGUUCUUCAGUACUUACGACAGAGACAAUGAUGGAUGGUUAACUGCAGAUCCAAGAAAACAGUGCUCCAAAGAAGAUGGUGGUGGAUGGUGGUACAACCGCUGCCACUCAGCCAACCCCAAUGGCAGAUACUACUGGGGAGGGACCUACAGCUGGGAUAUGUCAAAACAUGGUACAGAUGAUGGGGUUGUGUGGAUGAACUGGAAAGGGUCAUGGUAUUCAAUGAAGAAGAUGAGCAUGAAAAUCAGGCCAUACUUUCCACAUUAA
Molecule: messenger RNA, 1443 nt
Organism: Egretta garzetta (little egret)
Lineage: Eukaryota; Metazoa; Chordata; Aves; Pelecaniformes; Ardeidae
Gene: FGB
Product: fibrinogen beta chain
Exons: 8
Coding region: 1-1443 (480 amino acids)
Biological process (GO): platelet activation; protein polymerization; blood coagulation
Cellular component (GO): fibrinogen complex
Molecular function (GO): signaling receptor binding
Source: RefSeq, a predicted model, not a curated record